Messenger RNA from Caenorhabditis sp. 36 PRJEB53466, 1168 nucleotides. The record is from the annotation of a GenBank genome assembly. NCBI's taxonomy places the organism in Eukaryota, Metazoa, Nematoda, Chromadorea, Rhabditida, Rhabditidae.
AUGGGUCCGAGGAAGCGAAAAGAGAAGACGGAGAGAAAGGAGGCGGAAAAAAAAGGAGUGACUCCGGAUGUGCAGAAGAAGUUGGAUGAGUUCUAUGAACAGCAGAAAGAGCUGCUGCAUAAGUUCAAGGAAGAUCAGGAGACGAUCAGAAAACCAGAAGAAAAGAAGCAGGUAGUCUGAGAGAGAGUUUGUGAGAUGACGGAAUGGAUUGACAGGAUGAAGACCAACGGUUGGAGGAUCGCGUGCUCGCUCAAGCGACGUUCGCUCUCAACAUCGGAAGUCUUAUCGGUAAUCUAGCCGCCUCGAUUAUCUCCGGUUCUCUUUCCAUUAUGAGGUGAGUACCCUCUCCUCUUCUCAAUUCUUCAACGUUUAUUUCAGUACGUUCGUCGACUCUUCCAUGGACAUUGCGUGCAGUUUCGUGAUGAAUAUCUGUCUGAGCGCCAUCAACAAAACGGACGCACAGAAAUAUCCACGCGGAAGGGAACGUCUCGAGCUGAUCGGAGUGAUCCUCUGCUCCGUAAUCAUGGCCUUCGCGAACGUUUCCAUGAUCAUGCAGUCCGUCAACUCGAUUGUCAACGAUACUGUCGAUCCGAAGAUGACCUACUCAACCAUUGCCAUUGUCGUCGUUCAGACCAUUCUCAAAGCGAUCAUAAUGUAUCUCUGCUACAAAAGAGGAUCCACCUCGAGUCUUGUGAUUGCGAUGGAUCUGAGGAACGACCUGGUCACCAGGAGUCUGGCUCUCAUUUGCGGAUAUCUCGGGGACUAUGUCUGGAAGUUCGCUGAUCCGAUCGGCGCCAUCAUAGUUUGCACAUGGAUCGCCUAUUCCUGGUGUCGGCACGCAGUGGAAAACAUUCCACAGUUGGUGGGAAUAACUGCCGAGAGAGAUCAAUUGGCGAGAAUUCUGAACAUCACUUUGAAGCACGACCAGAGAAUCAAGUAAGAGAUGAGAACGCCUACGACGAAUAAGGAAUUGUUCAGGUUCAUAGACCACUCAAUGAUCUACUACACGGGACUGAACGCACAGGUUGAGUUGCACAUUGUGAUGGACGAGAGGCUUCCGCUCAAAGUCACACACGACAUUUCGCAUGAUUUGGAGAAAAAAAUUCAAAAGUUGGACUUUGUCGAGCGCUGCUUCGUCCACGUGGACUACAACUGCGACGGCGACUAA